AUAAAGAUGAACUAAUAAAAGAAAAUACUAGAUUGAUUAAUGAAGUUGAACAAUUAGAAAUUAGUAAUAGUCGAUUAGAAGUUAAUAAUCAAAAAUUAGUUAAUAGAAAUAAUGAAUUAAUUGAAAUUAAUACUGCUUUAAAGAUAGUUUUUAACAAUGAUGAUACAAGAAAUUUUUUUAAAGAAAAAAUGAGUUUAACAAUUGGUAAUUCAAUUCAUGCUGACAACACUUCAAAUGAAUUGACUAUUUUCUUCCAAGGUGAUUUUUCAGUUUCUUCUUCAAGUAAAUACAUUUUUAAACUUCCAAUUAAAGAACUUUCAUUACAUUUAUACGAUUUCAAUUUCUCUGAUCUUUUUGAAAACCAAAGAUUAAGUUAUCUUAAAUAUUAUAAAACAUUACCAUUUAUGUUUAAGAUUUAUAAGAUUCAAACUGAAAAUUAUUUAUUAGUUACGUUUUAUGAUAAUUUAUUAAAUAAAAUUCCAGUUCCUGAAUUUAUUGAAUGUGAAGGAUUUAGUAAUGGAAAUUCAGUUAUUAAAAACACAUUACCUAAUACAAAUUCAUUUUUAAUUUUGUAUUCUGGUAAAUAUAAUUUAUAUUACAAAAAAGAAUGUAUUUUGUCUUUCAUUCCAGACCAAAAGCAAUAUUUUUUAGAUUUCAAAAAUUGUUUUAUUUAA
This is a messenger RNA of Cetraspora pellucida, 674 nucleotides long. The record is from the annotation of a GenBank genome assembly. Lineage: Eukaryota; Fungi; Glomeromycota; Glomeromycetes; Diversisporales; Gigasporaceae.